This is a messenger RNA of Xenopus tropicalis (tropical clawed frog), 1639 nucleotides long. It is a transcript of the gene uncx, whose product is annotated as UNC homeobox. Gene Ontology annotation, cellular component: nucleus. The record is from RefSeq and is a predicted model, not a curated record. The transcript is spliced from 3 exons. The coding region runs from base 10 to 1326 and encodes 438 amino acids. Gene Ontology annotation, biological process: regulation of DNA-templated transcription; regulation of transcription by RNA polymerase II. Lineage: Eukaryota; Metazoa; Chordata; Amphibia; Anura; Pipidae. Gene Ontology annotation, molecular function: DNA-binding transcription factor activity, RNA polymerase II-specific; DNA binding.
CUGCAAGGCAUGGGGGAGUGGGGGAUCAGCGCCACAAUGGCUCCGGGGGUCUGGCAGCCCAGCAGGCAGAGGGCCAGUGCCGGCGCCCUGUAUGGCUUGUACCAUGGAGGCCAAUGCUAUGGGAUUCAGUGCGUUGACUCGAUCGACCCGGACAAGGAAAGCCCCGGCUGCAAGAGAAGAAGGACCCGGACCAACUUCACCGGCUGGCAGUUAGAGGAGCUGGAGAAGGCUUUCAAUGAGAGUCACUAUCCGGAUGUGUUUAUGAGAGAGGCCCUGGCCUUGAGGCUGGACCUAGUGGAGUCCCGAGUUCAGGUCUGGUUCCAAAACCGCAGAGCUAAGUGGAGAAAGAAAGAGAACACCAAGAAGGGCCCAGGGAGGCCAGCCCAUAAUUCCCACCCCACCACCUGCAGUGGAGAGCCCAUGGACCCCGAGGAGAUAGCCAGGAAGGAGCUGGAGAAAAUGGAGAAAAAGAAGCGAAAGCAAGAGAAGAAGAUGUUAAGGAACCAGAACCGACUCCAGCACUCUCCAGGCGACAUGUCCCUGCACACCCCCAGCUCUGACAGUGACAGUGGACUCUCCCAGAACCUUGACUCCAGCUCACUGGAGAGCAGCCAUCCUGAUAUGGGACAAAGCAGAAGCCAAACCCAAGCAAGCUGUGACCAAACAGGACAAGCCUUUUUCCAAAGCCAAAGAAACACAGGACAAAGGGACAGGGUCAGUGACAAGGAGUCACCGGUUGAAGCCAACCACAACUCAGGCUUGUGCCCAAAUGGGAGAGGCGCUGCCUUCCAGAAACUCAAUCCCUUCAGCGUAGAAAGCCUGUUGUCUGACUCUCCCCCCAAACGGAAGACAGGGAUAGAAUUUCCAGGUUUAACGAACCCCCGAACCUUAAUUGGGAAGGGACAUUUUCUGCUGUACCCCAUCACCCAACCUCUGGGAUUUAUAGUACCGCAGGCUUCCAUUAAAUCCAACUCAGCCCAGGAACUGCCCAGUCCUGGGAUUAAGGACUCUCUUCAUAACAGUAACUCGGGUCAGCCCAGUCUAAAUACCUCCCCGAACUCAGCACAGAACUUAUACCCCAACAAACACACGAACUCAACCCAGAGCACCACUCUAACAGUAUGUAAGACUGAGAAUGGUGACCACCAUGGGGCAACCUCCAGCUCUGGAGACACAGGGACUGAGCAGUUGGACAGCACAUAUUCUGAGCCAAAGUCUCCCAAGUCCCUGAAAAGCGACAGAGAGACCCCAGAGUGUCCGAAUGGCUCAACUUCUACCUGCCCGCCCAAACCCAGCUUAGACUGUGAAGAGGUAGAUAUGGACUAAGCCUCCCCUCAUCCUUAUGGACUCUACAGACUUCUAACAUUCCCAGUAGCUGAACCCACCAGACAGCUUCCUCCAGCCCGUAUUAUCCACUUAGUCUAUCCAGGUGCCAGUUGGGCGCAGUGAUUUCUUAGGUCGGCUUUAUAUCAGCAGAUAUUCAGAUUAAAAUCAUAAUUAUGGUAAUAAUAAUAAUAAUAAUAAAAAGACCAACCCCAUGAACAAAAGCAACGUAAAUCCUCAAUCUUGUAAAAUGCAAAAAUGUAUAAAGAUAUUUAUAUAUGUAAAACUCUUUUGAUAAAUAAAGCUUAAAACUGUU